CGCAGGGACUUUCUAAUGGCUUAACUCGUGAGAAUGUGGCUAGUCAUUUGCAAAAGUAUAGGCUAUAUUUAAAACGUAUGCAGAGACUUUCUAAUGGUGGCAGUGGCAAUGGGAAUGGAAGUAUAUCGGGUUUAUCCGGGGGAGGGAUGGUGGAUACAACAACAGAUCAACUGUUUGCUAGUUCACCAGUGCCUCCACAUUUCUUGCAUCCGGGGAGGGGUAAUUCUGACCAGUAUAUGCCGUUCGUGCCAGUGGCAGCACUGCAGUAUCAUCAUCAGAUGGCUGCAGUUGUUGGACACCCUCCACAGCUUCAGCAACAGUAUAGGCAUUUUGGGUCGCCACCAAACCGGCAGUUUGAGGUUCCAUUUUUGUCGCGGCAGUCGCAACAGCAGGUUCCAUAUUUGUCGCGGCAGUGCAUAGUAGUAGUCCUAUGGUGCCAUCUUAUGUUGAGGAUUUGGAAUCAGCUACAACUGCUAAUGGGAGAAAGGUUCUUACUUUGUUUCCAACUGGGGAUGAUUAAUAUUAAGGGUAACUGUUGAUUUGUCAUUAUGCAAUUAUCCUGUUAAUUUGGCUUAUGGAUAUAUGUGGAAACUGUCUUCUGUAUAAUUCCCGAGUCUUUGAUUUUGGACCUUUUAUUGGAUAAGUAGUGUUUCAGUUUUUAGUAUCUCUUAUGUAUUGGUCCUUAUAAGACUAUGAAUCCACUUUCCAGCCUA
Nicotiana tabacum (common tobacco) is the source of this 713-nucleotide messenger RNA. NCBI's taxonomy places the organism in Eukaryota, Viridiplantae, Streptophyta, Magnoliopsida, Solanales, Solanaceae. The record is from RefSeq and is a predicted model, not a curated record.